Molecule: messenger RNA, 2007 nt
Organism: Entelurus aequoreus (snake pipefish)
Lineage: Eukaryota; Metazoa; Chordata; Actinopteri; Syngnathiformes; Syngnathidae
Product: class I histocompatibility antigen, F10 alpha chain-like
Exons: 7
Coding region: 227-1309 (360 amino acids)
Biological process (GO): immune response
Cellular component (GO): external side of plasma membrane
Source: RefSeq, a predicted model, not a curated record
AGUUGACUGCUGCCACUUUUCUGUUCAGAAUAGCGUUUCGUCUUCCCUAGUAACAGUGACGCUGCAGAAUGCUGACUCCUAAUUGGCUCAGGUGGAGCAUUAUUAAAAGAGCCUCGACAUUUCCUGGUUCAUUUUUCCUGUUUGCGAGUCAAGCGAGUGUUCGUCACUUUUGUCUUUCUCUGCGGGAUUAAAAGUGGCAAACAUCUUUUUGUUUCGUGCUGACAUCAUGAACUUGUUUUUAUUCUUUCUUCUGGUCGUGCAAAUGCACAACGUGACGCCUGUGAUUCACACGCUGCAGUGUUUCCACACUGCAUCCUCUCAAGUUCCAAACUUCCCAGAGUUUGUGAGUGUUGCUUAUGUUGAUGGAGUUCAAAUUUCUCACUAUGACAGCAACAGCAGGAAAGCAGAAGCCAAACAGGACUGGAUGAACAAAAUCACAGCAGAGGAACCAAAAUACUGGCAGAGACAAACAGAGAUCAAUGUUGGUAAUGAGAUUAGGGGCAAAAACAACCUUGAAGUUCUUAAGAAGCGUUUCAACCAAACUGGAGGUGUUCACAUUGUCCAGUGGAUGUCAGGAUGUGAAUGGGAUGAUGAGACUGAUGAAGUUAAAGGUUGGCAUCAGCAUGGUUAUGAUGGAGAAGAUUUCAUGUCGUUGGACAUGAAGACAUGGACAUUUACUGCAGCAAAACAACAAGCUUUCACCUCCAAACUCAAGUUGGACCAGAACAAACAUCUACUAGACUACCAUAAGUAUUACUACACUGAGCUAUGUCCUUCUUACUUGAAGAAGUAUGUGAACAAUGGGAAGGAGGUCCUAACGAGAACAGAGCUUCCAGAGGUGUUCCUCCUCCAGAAGACGCCGUCCUCUCCGGUCAGCUGCAUGGCGACAGGUUUCUACCCCGACCGUGCCGACCUGUUUUGGAGGAAAGACGGCGAGCAGAUCUUCGAGGACGUGGAGCACGGAGAGAUACUCCCCAACCACGACGGAACCUUCCAGAUGUCGGUGGAGCUGAAAGUGGAGGUGACGGCCGACGUGGAGGGCAAGUACGAAUGUGUGUUUCAGCUGUCUGGCGUCGAGGAGGACUUGGUCACCAAGCUGGAGAGAAGAAGCAUCCUGAGCAACGCAAGCCAUGAAGACAACUUGAGCGUCGCCCUCGCUGCCACGGCGGCGGUCGUCGCUGUGGCGGCCGUCCUGGCGGCCAUCAUCAUCGUCAUGGUCAGGCGUCACAGAAACAGACAAGCCCAGUACGAUCCAGCUCCUCGCCACGGCGGCGUGGAGCUCCCCGAGAUCGUGGCGGCUGAAGGCUGAGUUAGCUCACAUGGACUGUCUGCAUCUCCAAAUGUUCAACUUGGAUUCAUGUGCUUCUGUUGGGAAUGUGCGGAGUCAUCUUCUUCCUCCAGGAUGCUUUGUGCACUGGAACACAGAGAGAUGUCUCCAUCGCUGAGGGACGUCAUCACACUCGGAGAUGUGCUUUGUUCUUCAUCCGACUGCUCCUCACGCUAUUCCAUGCAUUCUUCUUUGGCCGUUAAAAUACUUUUAAGAUCAAACGUUGGUGGCUAUAAAAUCAUUCGGGGCUCACGUUUCAUUGCCUUGACAUCAUGACGAGGAUUUAAUCUUUCUUUGAAUCGUUGCCGCUUAUGAUCAAUAUCACAUUGUGUCACAUCUCCGUCAAUAAAUCCGUUUGUUCUCCAUUCGCCUCGCACUGGUUUCAUCAACGGUUACACCACCGCCAUGGGCAAGACCAAAGAGCUGCCCAAGAUUGUAGACCUGCACAAGACUGGAACGGACUACAGCGCUCGGCUAGUGCAAAUGCAGACGUAAUGUCCUGUUCAUUUUCUUAAUACGUGCUUUUAUUUUGGCACCAAUCAAACAGGACGUGGUGUGAAAGAGACGGCCAGUAUAUCACGAUUCCUGCUUUCAAGGAGUGCGGACGCGUCUGUGUUUGCUCCUGCUUGCUUACUGCUGUAUUCGCUUUUUAAUCAUUCUACAAGUCUUGGAUAUCUUUU